This is a messenger RNA of Lampris incognitus (smalleye Pacific opah), 2691 nucleotides long. RefSeq names its product WD repeat and coiled coil containing (gene wdcp). The transcript is spliced from 3 exons. NCBI's taxonomy places the organism in Eukaryota, Metazoa, Chordata, Actinopteri, Lampriformes, Lampridae. Bases 1 to 2253 code for a protein of 750 amino acids. The record is from RefSeq and is a predicted model, not a curated record. Gene Ontology annotation, molecular function: kinase binding.
AUGGAUCUUGGAAAGGCAAAGCUGCUAAGGACCGGUCUCAACACUCUCCACCAAGCUAUCCAUCCUGUGCACGGGAUAGCAUGGACAGAUGGCAAGCAGAUCUGCCUAACGUCUUUCUACUUUGUCAACGGCGAGGUGAAGUUUGGGGACACCAAUGUUAUUGGGCAGUUUGAGCAUGUCUUUGGACUCUUCUGGGGCCCACUAUGCUGUGCUGGCUCCCCUGCCUUGCUGGCUGUUCAGCACAAGAAACACAUCACUGUCUGGCAGCUGCAGCUGAGCGCCCUUGAACAGAACAAGCUGCUGUGUACCCAAACCUGUGAGAUGAGCGAGCCCUUCCCUCUGCUCUCUCAAGGCUGUGUCUGGCAUCCUAGACUGGACAUCCUGGCUGUACUGACCAAGAAGGAUACCUCCGUAUUGUUUUCUGUCAGGGUGGACAACAGGAGGGUAAAAGCAGACAUCAAAGGCAGCGGUCUGAUCCACUGUGCCUGUUGGACUAAAGAUGGCACACGUCUGGUGGUGGCUAUAGGCAGUGCUCUCCAUUCUUAUAUCUGGAAUGAUAUUCAAAAGAGUUUGGUUGCUUGUUCCUUCUGCCCCAUCUUUGAUAUUGGAGGCUACAUCUGUGCCAUCGAAGCCACGGGGGACACACAGGUGGCUGUGGCUACAGAGCUGCCUCUCGAUAAAAUCUGUGGGCUGAAUGCAGGCAUAGCCUUUGAUUUGUCCAAUGAAGCCGAGUCCCUGCAUAACCAGGGCUCACACAUGGUCAUGUCAGACAAUGAAAGUUUUCUGGACUCACGAAGGCGAUCGAUUGAAUCUGAUAGGCCAUAUAUAUCAUCCAGUUCGGGACCCGUAGAUCUCACCCAUCUGUUGGCCAGGCACCGUCGCUCUGACCCCAGUCCCCUCAUCCACCUGCGUCGGCGGGACACAGUGACAGGUUCUGGCCAGGACUCUUCCCAUCUCAUCCUGGUCACCUAUGAGCGGAAGGUCACCACCACUCGCAAAGUUAGCAUCCCAGGAAUUCUGGUCCCCGACGUUGUAGCCUUUGAUCCACAGGGUUCCACUGUUGCUGUAGCAUCCAACACCUGUAACAUGGUGCUGGUGUACUGCAUCACACCAUCAGCCAUGCCCAACGUCCAGCAGAUCUCUCUGCAGAAGAAUGAGAGGCCUAAAGGUGUCUGCUUCCUCAAUGACAAGAUGCUGCUGCUGAUGGUUGGCAGGCAGAAGUCCAAUGAGCCUGCUUUCCUCCCUUCUUCCAACACAGAUAAAUACAUCCUACGAAUUAUAGCCAAAGAUUUGAUGUAUGAUCAAGAGACCCCUAUCACGCCGUCCUCUGCAGUCCACAACCCUGAGAACACCUCUAAUUUUCAAGCAGGGAUUAGGAGGCACUCAGAGCACCUGUCUAAGGAUGACAGGGAACGUCUGGGGAUAAAGGACUUGGUGCUGCCUGGAGGCGGAGUAGUCCGCUCCCCGGGCAGUAGGCACAAGUUGGUGGAGGAGCUGAAGAGUGGUGAGCCCAGCCCCGUUGCCAGCUCUGUGGACUUCUCUGACCGAGCAUCAGACAAAGCCAAUUCCAGCACCUCCUCUAUCACUGAGAGAGAGAAUUUCGACAUGGAUCACGUCAGCCGUAUAGCCAAUUUAGGGUUAAUGGGGCAGGUCAGUCGGGAAUCCAGCCGGGCCAGUUCGCCCCGCUACGAGCCGUCGGACAAGUUGCACACUGAGUCCACACUGCCCAUGCCUGACAGGACCUCUGGCUUGGCCAAGGAGCGCUCGCUGGAGCAUUUGAUUCAGAACAUGGAAAGGCUCUUUAACCGCUUUGCAGAUGUACAACAGUGCCUGACAGAAAUUAGAGAUUAUACUCAGAAUGGGAGGAAGGCCCUGAGUGUCUACCCAAGUACUUCUGAAUUCCCCUACGUCAAUGUUACAUGUCAGAAGCAAUUGUCAGAGAAUGUGUUCAUUGACGAGCGGAGGCCCGUGCUGCUGUGCGAGGGGAAGCUUUGUCUGCGUGCCCUCCAGGACCUCUUCAACCUCUCCAUUGUGGAGAUGAUGUAUGGACCGUUGUGGAUUGUGUUGGUGGCAGAUGCAGACGGCUUUGUGCCUUUGACUUUCAAGCCCAAAGAAGAACUCACUGUACGGAACGGUAAAAGAAAGACAACCCUGCGGACCCCUGGAAGUCCAGAGAGCUCCUGCCCGCCCAGUCCAGUCCCCAGCACCAACACAACCACAAGUCCAAACACAACCACAGAGCCCUCAGCAUAGCGCCUCAGCAUUUGAUCUCCUGCAGUGGUAUCCCCCGAUACCCAAUUAAUUGCAACAAGCUCCAAGUACACAAGGAUAGGCAGAAACUACGGAGCAUCUGGACAUGUGUAGAACCUCAAAAAAAUAAACUCAUUAAAUAUACAAACUUGGGGUGAUGCCCAAAAUGAGACAACCAAGGCAGAGCUGCCGCUGUUUAACCGCUUGCAUUUUCAGUUCUAACAAAUUAUGUUUUUGUACGGGGAAACUGUCGCACUUUUUAAAGGGCUGCCUUGACAAACAGAAUGUUUACAUUGAUGUUUAUGUGUAGAUGCUUUGCUAUGGAAGUGCACAAACAAGUUAAAAAGAAAUUGGACAACUGACUCCUGUAUGUUUGGUUGGGUGUUGUAUUUUAAUUGCAAAGAUGGACAAAAUUAGGACGAUUUAAUUAAAAUUUGUAAA